GAUUUAAUACCGACAUAACUCAACACAAUGUAAUUCAAUAUGGUUCGGCACCCUCCCAAUGUCAUACUUAUCUACAAUAAAGACCGGUGUCACAUAAAGGAUCUACACCAAAUGGAACGAAAUCAUUAAAUAAUUUAAUACAAAGGAAAACAACUGUAUUCAUAAUAUACAGGUUAACUGCGUGAGGAACGAAUUAGUACAGUGUAUUCUAUAGUCGCCUUGUCAUCGUAUCUGUAAAUUUAUCUCUUUUUAUUGAAUGGCAGAUCUAAGAAGUCUGUUCGAUGAUAUAUUUUAAUGCUAAACGAGAUAAUGGAUAAUAGAGCUGCAAAUUCUAUUUGCCAUGCUGUAAAAUGGUUUCAAUGCGCUGGGAUCUAAAUUGAAAAUUAGACCUUGUCAAAAUAGAAGCAUUUAUCUUCGAGGACUGGAGAUACUAGCUGUGUUGUUAUAGAGAGCAAGUACACAAAAUAAAGUAUUUAUCGGAUCUACCAAAGAACUCAGUCCAAAUCAGGAGUCAUGGACGAGAACGAGAAGGACAAGGCGUCUCAGCGCGCGAACCUUAUAGAACAACGCAUGUUCGAGAUCACUCUCUCCUCCAUCAAAACACUGAAGCACGCGACUGCGAUAGAGCUGCACAAGUCGCAGAACGAAAUGAAGAAGCGACUGCGCAAGUACCGGGACAGACAGCGGGAAAUCGUGCGCAAUAAAAGGGACAGCCACGAAGAUCCUAUAGAAGAAAUCAUGGCGCGACAAAUAAAAUCAAAGGCUAAAGCCAGGAGAAGGAAAAAGACGCGACCGAAGACUUGUCCGCCGGCGUUACGUAAUGCAGACAAUUCACCAAGAAGUAAAAACGUAUCGCCUAGAUCACCAAUGGGCCGCGAUCGCGUAUCUUCCCGAAAGAGUAUCGGACUUCCCAUUCGUCUUUUCGGCGAUUCAUCAAGCGAGAGCGAAGAUGAAGAUUCGGACGCGAACGUGGAAAUAGAUGGGUCGGUUAUGAUAGAUCAACAGAAAUCAAAGAUAGACCUGCGUCCUAAAACUGCCCUGGACAUAGUACGGCGAGGAGUUAGUCUCCAGCAGUUGGCAAAUAACGGGCGACUUGGACCGGCCGUGAGACAGAUCAGGUAUUUUGACGAAGACGAACUGAAAGACCGCGGGCAUUUCUACGAGCAUUUAGUACAAAAACGGAUUCAAACAGAAAAGAACAAGCUUCAAAAUCUCGACGGUGCUGUGGCCAAAUUCUGUGGAAGUGAGACCAUUCAAACAAUGACGAGCAAAAUGCAAGCCAAGCGGAAUUUCUUCUCUCGCAAUUCGAACUGGAAUGAUAGUGUGAACAGUAAACUGCGUAACCAUAAAGCAGCCGCCGACCCCACAGUAGGCGGUACGGGUCGCCAGAUGAAAGUGAGGCCAAGCACCUCUGCAGGUUUACGAAAUCCAGCUCGAGCUGGCGUAUCCACAUUUAGAAAUCCAACGUACAUAGCCACUUAAACGGCUCGAGGAUCGUAAUAGUGAUAUAUACUGUUGUUAAUCAUUGGUACUUCACGCUGAAAUGUGAAUGUUUGAUUGAGAUUCGAAAUAAUUAUGAAUGUCAAUGCGUAUUUUUGUCCAGCCUACAUUUCCUACUAUAUAGGAAACAUAAAUGGGCACAAAUGAAAUUUUUCUCAAACGGUUAUAAAAAUGUCCACAAUCAACUCGAUUGACGUAAAUAUAUGAAAAUCCCUGAUAACAACUUAUAUAGAUAAUCACAAUACACCCGUGUUCUGAUAAAACUGUGCCUAAUGCAGUGCUUAAAGUGUCGUCAAAGAUUAGCCUGUUCAGUCCUAGACUUCAAAGGCUAUCUGGGACACUACGCUCAUGUAUUAAGCCCUGUUUUCCAAAAACGAAGUUCACGUGUUUUGUGAUUUUCUGCUGUCCUUCAUACGGCGAUCAGCAACAAUCAUGGGAUAAAAAAACGUGUUUAUAUUUAAAACAUUUCACGCCACUCUCAUGGCUCGGCUCAUCUUUGUUAUCUCUAUUGUAACCGCUAUAACAUCUCUUUAAAUACCUUGAAAACGUCACAGUAAACUUAAUACCUAUUAGUAACAUCGAAUAAUGCUGACAGGUUGUCCGUAAAAGCAAUUUAUCAUGUAGCAAAUUGAAAGAAAAUAAAAACUAAGUACACGUGUACCAAUAUUUAAUCGUACCCGUCAGGAUACCGCCUAUUUACAAAAUAACAUGUAAUGUACCGUUGCGCAACGAAGUAUUCUUCUUGUAUGUCUUUUACUCUUUUAGCGAAUCUCCAAAAACCAAUAUGUCAGAACACCUCAUACAUACAAAAUAACAUGUGCUUAGCAACAAAGGUUUAUUCCACUUAUGUUAUUAUUUUUUCUUAAAGCGAAGUUUUUAAAAACAAUAUAUACUCAAAUUUUAUAAUAACUUAAUUUGAAAACAUUAACUGAUGUCUCAAUAAUAAUUGGACGGUUUAUAUUCCGUAUUGAAAAGACCCAAACAGCCGUUCCUGGUCUCGGAUCGCAUAUUUAGGUCUACACAACGGUUUCUCAGUAUGUGAAAGCUGAGGGGAAAAAUACAUACCAUAAUGCUGCAACCUCUUACUUAUCACGACUUAUUUAAAAACCAAACAAAAACAACUAGCUCCCAUGAAAAUGUUGAAAACAAAUUAAUAAUAUUUAAAUCAUUGAUCGCCCAUACUGCGCUUGUGUACGGAGUGGGCGUAAACAAAGCCCCCCCCCCCCCCCAUAAUCUCGCAAGGAUACUAGACAUGAGCAUCACAAUAUUUGAUUAAGAUGUGAAUGACGUGUUUGUUGGAUCAAUUUAAGCCGCGCUCUGGGAAAAAAGGGUUUAAUGCAUCGGCGUAUCGAGAUUAGCUUUUGCAGUAUUCACAGGCUAAACUAGGACGAUACUUUAAGUACCGGUACAUGCGUUAAGCCGGUUUUCCUAUAGCGCGGCUAAAAUUGAUCCAAGAAACAGCUCAUUCACGUCACAAGUACUUAUCUUGUAUAGUUAUUCAAAGUUCAAUUGCAAUCAAUAAUUAAAGUACAUACAAACACAGUGUAAUGAGAAAGCAAAUAUAGGUAUUAUUAUUAUCCAUGCACAUAUAUUGUGUUUCGUGUAUAGUGCAAAUAAAGAAUUUAAUUAAGUUUACGUAGGAUCAAGACAUCUAAUCGAAUGACGAGACAUUGCUUUGGUCGCAAGCAAUAUUUGAAAUAGGCGAAUUACAAGACUAAGUGAUGUGUCUAUGAUUACAAAUUACCGCAUUGGUAGACGAGAAAACAGACCCUAUGCACCCUUCUGUUGUGGUUCUUUAAAACUCAACAAAGGCUUAAGAAUAAUUUUGCCAUGAAGUUAUUCAAUUAUUGAAGGCUACCAACAAAUCAACUUUUAAAGACGGGAAUAUUUAUUGAAAUUUGAUAUUCAAUUAAGUGAAUGUCAUCGAUUAAUACAAAUUGCCUUCAGCUUAUCAUGGCAUGUCAACGCGGAACGUACGAAGGAAUCAAUUCGGGUUCUCUAACAACACGUUUCUAUCAAGGACUUCUAUAACCGAUAUCCAGUAUUAUAUAUUAUUAUACAUGUAUAUGAAUGGAAGUUAAAUACCAAAGAAAAGACAUCAUUGAACAAAAUCCGAUUAUUUCAGAAAUGACGAACAUCUAUCAUCAAGUAAUAUCUCGUAAAGUUAUUAUUAGCUGGAAAUAUGGAUCUUUGUAAACAAUAAAACGUUUCGAUAAUUGUUA
Molecule: messenger RNA, 3722 nt
Organism: Dreissena polymorpha
Lineage: Eukaryota; Metazoa; Mollusca; Bivalvia; Myida; Dreissenidae
Exons: 2
Coding region: 514-1482 (322 amino acids)
Source: RefSeq, a predicted model, not a curated record